CGCGUCUUCGGUUAGUCGGGCUCUCGUUACUCUCAUCUGUCUUUCAGCGCUGUGUACUCGUGCGCGUGUGUGAGUGUGCAGCGCUAAUCGUGUAUGAAUUUCUUGACCACGCUUUGUCAUCGCCUAUUCGACCUCGAACAUACGAGCAAGUCAGCUAUGGGUCACAAGGUCGGAGCGAGUUUGCUGCUUCUCGGAGCUGCUGUUCUUGCUGUCGUUCACGCUCAGGGCAACCAGUGUUACACGCCAACCAGGAGUAUCGGUACCUGCAUCAACGUGAAACUGUGUGCCCCGUUCAUUAGUAUAUUGACAUCGCCAAACCGUCAGCAAUCUGAUAUUCAGCUCUUGAGAGACAGUCAAUGUGGCUACGACGGUUCGAUUCCGAAAGUCUGCUGUCCUGCAAGUGUACCUGACAGGAAUACGCCGCAAGGUCAACCGAGUGGAAACUUCGGACAAGCAAGUAAUUUUGGCCAAGAUGGUAAUUCGGGACAGCCGAUGAACAACUUUGGGGAAGGAAACAGUUUUGGUCAGGGUAACAAUUUUGGACAGCAGGGUAACAACUUUGGUCAAGGUGAUAACAGCCACCUUCUACCUACCGAAUGCGGUUCGGAUUUGUCCAACAGGAUCGUUGGUGGAAAUAUAACUGAAAUUCAUGAAUUUCCUUGGAUGGCCCUCCUCGAAUACAGUAAACCGGAUGGCAGAACAACGUCUUGCGGUGGUGUCAUAAUUAACAAACGAUAUGUACUUACCGCUGCCCACUGCCUGAAAGGCAAAGAUUUGCCAAGAACGUGGAAGUUGGAGUGGGUGCGGCUUGGCGAGUACAACACUGCGACCGAGCGCGACUGCGUGCCCGACGGUGACGAGGGCCAGAAAUGCUCGGAUCCUCCCGUCACCAUAAGGAUCGAAGAGCAAAUUGUCCACGAGGACUACGCGCCGUAUUCGGCUCACCAGCGCUACGACAUCGCUCUGCUUCGCUUGAGUCGAGACAUGCCGUACACCGAUUACAUCAGGCCGAUCUGUUUGCCAGACAACUCGAAUGUCGCCUCAAAAUUGACGGCCGCAGGCUGGGGCAGAACCGAGCUUCGCAGUGGGUCCGACAUCAAGCUCAAGGUCGCUCUGCCUCUCGUUGACUUCCGACAGUGCUCGAGGGUCUAUCGCAACCACCAAGUUAAUCUUGGCGAGGGACAAUUCUGUGCGGGUGGUGAAAAGGGCUUCGACUCGUGCAGAGGUGACUCCGGUGGCCCAAUUAUGAUGCGAGAAAAGGAGGCGAGGCCCAGGUGGAAGGUCGCUGGCAUCGUCUCGUUUGGUCCUGCGAAUUGCGGUAUGGAGGGUUUCCCGGGUGUCUACACCAAAGUCUACGACUUCCUGCCGUGGAUUAUGGCAAAACUCAGAGCUUGAGACUUAUCACUUUAACUUUAGUCUGUAACUGCCUGCUUGGCUAAAUCAAAUUAUACUCCGUCGCUCGUCAAACCGGUUUCUCGAUUUUUAACCCACGGACAAAUUCAACUCGACGCAGAACUUUAUACUUGUGAUAUUUUUUACUUCAUCACUUAGCUAAAUAUAACGUAGCAUGAUACUGUAAUAUUUUAUACGUGCAAAAUCACGGACGUGAAACGUUGUAAAAUUUCCGACGUAUAAUGACUUUGUAAUGACGGCAUGAAAAUAAAAAUCAUUGUUUUUGAUAAUGAAGCACAUA
This is a messenger RNA of Phymastichus coffea, 1693 nucleotides long. Its product is annotated as CLIP domain-containing serine protease HP8-like. The record is from RefSeq and is a predicted model, not a curated record. The coding region runs from base 94 to 1395 and encodes 433 amino acids. Gene Ontology annotation, biological process: proteolysis. Gene Ontology annotation, molecular function: serine-type endopeptidase activity. The transcript is spliced from 3 exons. Lineage: Eukaryota; Metazoa; Arthropoda; Insecta; Hymenoptera; Eulophidae.